Messenger RNA from Talaromyces proteolyticus, 1494 nucleotides. Its product is annotated as putative mannosyl-oligosaccharide alpha-1,2-mannosidase 1B. The transcript has 4 exons. Gene Ontology annotation, cellular component: Golgi membrane; endoplasmic reticulum. The coding region runs from base 1 to 1494 and encodes 497 amino acids. Gene Ontology annotation, biological process: carbohydrate metabolic process; N-glycan processing. Lineage: Eukaryota; Fungi; Ascomycota; Eurotiomycetes; Eurotiales; Trichocomaceae. Gene Ontology annotation, molecular function: calcium ion binding; mannosyl-oligosaccharide 1,2-alpha-mannosidase activity. The record is from RefSeq and is a predicted model, not a curated record.
AUGCGCUCAGAGACCUGUUGGGCUCUUCUUAUUGUUGGGGUUGCUGGAUCCGCAGCAGACCGUGCAGCGGCCGUCAAGCAGGCGUUCCAACUGUCUUGGGAUGCCUAUUAUGAACAUGCGUUUCCUCAUGAUCAAUUAAAACCGAUCAGUCAGAGUGGAGAUGACAGCUACGGUGGUUGGGGUGCAACAGCACUGGACGGUUUGGACACCGCCAUUGUUAUGGGUAACCAGGUCGUAGUGAAUCAGAUUCUGGAUUACGUUCCGACCAUCGACUUCUCUAGUUGUAACCAGAGCAGUGUCAGUAUGUUCGAAACCACGAUUAGAUACCUGGGCGGUCUCUUGUCAGCCUAUGACCUCCUGAAUGGACCGGCAGCCAAUCUAGUCAACGAGACUAGCAAGGUAACAAAUCUCUUAACCCAGGCAGCCUCACUGGCCGAUAACCUCAAAGUUGCUUUUACCAGCGAGACCGGUAUGCCGUAUAAUGGGAUUGAUAUCCAGAACCAGACUAUCGUGGGAGAACCCACAAAUGGCCUGGCAGCAAUAGGCUCGCUAGUCUUGGAGUGGACACGACUAGCCGACCUCACCGGUAACGCUGAAUAUGGAAAUUUGUCACAAAAGGCGGCCGAAUACCUCUUUAAUCCACAGCCAUCAUGGGUAUCCCCAUGGCCAGGCAUGGUCCCUGAUAAUUUGAACAUUUCUACGGGCGAAUUUAUCAGCGACUCAAUUAGCUGGGAUGGCGGAUCAGAUUCAUAUUACGAGUACCUGAUCAAGUCAUAUAUAUACAGCCCCAGCCGAUUUUCGUCAUACCGCGAUCAGUGGGAAGAAGCUGUCAACUCGACAAUCCAGAAUCUAAUGCAAAAUACUACCACGGGAUCAGGUCAGAAUCUAACAUACGUUGGGACUUGGAACAAUGGUACAUUCAGCGCAACCAUGGGACACUUGGUAUCCUUUAUUGGUGGUAAUUUUCUGCUUGGUGGAUCUGUUUUACAGAGACAAGAUCUCAUUGACUACGGCCUUGCCCUCACUGAAGGCUGGUAUGCUGCCUACAACUCGUCAGCGACGAAGAUCGGGCCUGGUGCAUUGAGCUGGAAUGCUACAGCCGCAGGCGAUAAUGGCCAGACGGAUACAUAUGAUGAACUAGGUUUCUACUACACAGCCUCCUCGUACAUGCUUCGCCCGGAGACUCUGGAGAGCUACUACUAUGCGUACCGAAUCACGGGGGAUGAAAAAUACCGGGACUGGUCAUGGGAGGCAUUUGUUGGAAUAAAUUCAACCUGCUGGACCGGCAGUGGGUACGCCGAAAUCAACAACGUGGAUAACACUACCCAAGGAGGCGGCUUCAAUGAUCUCCAGGACAGUUUCCUGCUUGCCGAAGUGUGGAAGUAUGCAUAUUUGAUCCAAGCAGAUGAUGCCGAGUGGCAGGUGUCAAGCAAUGGGACGAAUAGUUUCGUCUUCAACACCGAAGCCCAUCCUAUUAGAGUGAGUGGAAACUGA